Messenger RNA from Ochotona curzoniae (black-lipped pika), 7020 nucleotides. It is a transcript of the gene SHPRH, whose product is annotated as SNF2 histone linker PHD RING helicase. Bases 199 to 5247 code for a protein of 1682 amino acids. Gene Ontology annotation, molecular function: ATP-dependent chromatin remodeler activity; ubiquitin protein ligase activity; ATP binding. The transcript has 30 exons. The record is from RefSeq and is a predicted model, not a curated record. Gene Ontology annotation, biological process: DNA damage response; protein polyubiquitination; nucleosome assembly. Gene Ontology annotation, cellular component: nucleosome; nucleus. NCBI's taxonomy places the organism in Eukaryota, Metazoa, Chordata, Mammalia, Lagomorpha, Ochotonidae.
GCACCACAACACUACCUGCAGCGCGCGUGCCUGCUUGGGGUGGACAGUCCGUGAGCAGCGAAUGGACGCCUGGGCGCCGAGGGAUCUUUAGAGGGGUCCGGACCCGGUGGACACUCUGGUUCAGGAGAUCCGGGAAAGAGACUUGGUAUCCUUUCUGUUGUGUUUAUCUUGCAGAGUUCCCAGUUGGCAAGCGAGAACAUGAGCAGCCGCCGGAAACGCGCUCUCCCGGUGAAGGUGGACGAAGAAAAGCAGCAGCAGCUCCGCUGGAACAUGCAUGAGGACAGAAGGGACGAGCCGCUCACCUUAACCCACGAUGAGCAUCCCUGCCCGAGUUCGGGCUCUCGUCCUCCUCAGGGCAUCCUUCUAGAAGAUAGCUUAGAGAAAGAGGGGGCUCCCAGGGACGCGGAGAGGUGUCCAGCAGCAGGGAGGCCCUCCAAGUCAGCUGCGAAAGAAGGGACUGUCAGCCUUGAUUCCUCCGUGGCUGUGAAGUUGAAUAUUGUGGUUUCUCCCCAUAAUGCUGAUGAUUCUUGGAAAGUAUUACUGGGCGAAUUAACUCUUCACCUUCCUCCGGAGCAAAGUUUAAGUGAAAAUUUUUCUGAAAGGAGUUUUACAUUGAUGAGUUCAGAGUGGAGCAAUCAAUUCUGGAUGUAUAUUCAUUCAGAAAGUGAAAAUGUAGAGAACGAAAAAAAAAACCUCAAAGAACCCGUCACUACCGAUGGGAAGGGUAUUCUAGUGGAAUCAUCUUUCAGUAAUGACAUGUUGGAAGAUUUAGAAUGGCUGCAGAAGAAGGGAAGACUCAGACUUUACCAGAGACCAGAAGGAAAUUGUUGUAUCAAGAUUGGAAUUUAUCUUUUGGAAGCUGGUCUAGCAAAUCUAGACUAUUUGAGUGAUGCAAAUUCAAGAAUGAAAAAGUUCAAUCAACUCAUGAAAAGAGUGAUGGAAAAGUUACACAAUUUUGUGAUUCCAGAUGUGAUGGAAGAGGAGGAGGAGGACACUUCAGAGAGUGAGCCAGAGGGACAAGACAUUGACGAACUCUACCACUUUGUGAAGCAGACACAUCAGCAAGAAGCACGAUCUGUCCAGGUGGAUGUCCAGCAUCCCGCCUUGAACCCUGUGUUAAGACCCUACCAGAGAGAGGCUGUCAAGUGGAUGCUGCAACAAGAGCGUUUCAGAAACACUCCUGCUGAUGAACAUGCUCUGCACUUCUUAUGGCGGGAAGUUAUUACAUCAGACUGUUGGAAAAUAUACUAUAACCCUUAUACAGGCUGCAUUAUCCGUGAGUACCCAAAUUCUGGGCCACAGUUGCUUGGUGGAAUUUUAGCAGAUGAGAUGGGUCUCGGGAAGACAGUGGAAGUUUUGGCUCUGAUUCUGACGCAUACUCGACAGGAUGUUAAACAGGAUGCUCUCACUCUUCCCGAGGGAAAAGUAGUAAAUUAUUUUGUUCCAUCACAUUGCUUUGGAGGAGAAGCAAAAGAUGUUGGAACCCAGAAUACGGAGUUUGAAUCAAAAGAAAAAGUUCAUUGUCCCCCUACCCGUGUGAUGAUUCUGACAGCUGUGAAAGAAAUGAAUGGGAAAAAAGGAGUUUCUAUUCUUUCCAUCUACAAGUAUGUCAGUUCAAUAUACAAAUACGACGUCCAACGAAAUAGGAGUCUUCUGAAGCGGAUGCUGAAAAGCUUAAUUUUCGAAGGUCUUGUGAGACAGAUCAAAGGUCAUGGUUUUUCUGGAACUUUUACAUUGGGAAAGAAUUACAAGGAAGACAAUACAUGGGAUAAAACAAAAAAACAGGUAAUAGGCAGUCCAAAGAAAAAUCAGAAAGAAACCAGAAAAUCAGGGAAUAAGGACACAGAUUCUGAAUAUUUGCCAUCAAACACCUCUGAUGAUGAUGAUGAUGAUGAUGAUGAUCCUUAUUAUUAUUAUUAUAAAGCCAGGAAGAACUAUAAUAAAUUGAGAAAAAAGCCUGUUUUCUGCACACAAAAAAGAAAAAGUCAGCCUAAAUUCAGUCCCAAUUCCCAAGAUGACUGUCCAGCAACCAGUGACUCUGCAAUAAUGGAUGUGACCAUGUCUGAGAGUACUUGGGAAACAAAGGAAGAAAGUGCGUCUCCAGCCCCUGGUGGCAGUGCCGGGCCACACUCUGAUAGCCAGGGGCCCCGAGACGCCUCUGACUACCGCUUUGAGUGCAUCUGUGGUGAGCUGAACCAAACAGACUGGAAGGCGCGUGUUCAGUGCCUGCGGUGCCACCUGUGGCAACAUGCCAAAUGUGUGAAUUACGAAGAGAAGAAUCUCAAGAUUAAGCCUUUUUACUGUCCCCACUGCCUGGUAGCAAUGGAACCAGUAUCUUCAAGAGCAACUCUGAUCAUCUCGCCAAGCUCUAUCUGUCACCAGUGGGUGGAAGAAAUCAACAGGCACGUGAAAUCAUCGUCGCUUCGCGUCUUGGUGUAUCAAGGAGUGAAGAAACAUGGUUUUUUACAGCCUCAUUUUUUGGCCGAACAGGAUAUCGUUAUCAUUACCUAUGACGUUCUUCGUUCAGAACUAAACUACGUCGAUAUUCCUCAUAGCAACAGCGAGGAUGGACGGCGCCUGCGCAACCAGAAGCGCUACAUGGCCAUUCCCAGCCCCCUGGUGGCGGUGGAGUGGUGGAGGAUCUGCCUGGAUGAAGCUCAGAUGGUUGAGUGUCCAACAGUAAAAGCUGCUGAAAUGGCCCGGCGUUUGACUGGGAUUAACCGAUGGUGUGUCAGUGGCACUCCAGUUCAGAGAGGAUUGGAGGAUCUUUUUGGGUUAGUGGUCUUUCUGGGCAUUGAGCCUUAUUGUGUCAAACACUGGUGGAUUCGACUUCUUUAUCAGCCUUACUGCAAGAAGAACCCUCAGCCCCUCUACAGCUUUAUUGCCAAGAUACUCUGGAGGUCUGCGAAGAAGGAUGUCAUUGACCAAAUCCAGAUACCCCCUCAAACUGAAGAAAUACACUGGCUCCACUUUUCUCCAGUGGAACGGCAUUUCUAUCAUCGUCAGCACGAGGUUUGCUGCCAGGACGCGGUGGUGAAGCUUCGAAAGAUCUCCGACUGGGCUCUGAAGCUCAGUAGUCUGGACCGAAGGACUGUCACCUCCAUCCUCUACCCGCUGCUCAGGCUCCGGCAGGCCUGCUGCCACCCGCAGGCCGUGCGCGGGGAGUUCUUGCCGCUCCAGAAAAGCACCAUGACCAUGGAAGAGCUGCUGACAUCUCUGCAGAAGAAAUGUGGAACUGAAUGUGAAGAAGCACAUCGCCAGCUAGUUUGUGCCCUCAAUGGCUUAGCAGGCAUCCAUAUCAUUAAAGGUGAAUAUGCCGCGGCAGCAGAGCUAUACAGAGAAGUGCUGCGCUCAUCUGAGGAGCACAAAGGAAAGCUCAAAACUGAUUCACUUCAAAGACUUCAUGCUACACAUAACUUGAUGGAAUUGUUGACGGCCAAACACCCAGGCAUACCUCCUACCUUACGAGAUGGCAAACUGGAGGAAGAGGCCAAACAACUGCGAGAGCAUUAUAUGAGCAAGUGCAACACAGAAGUUGCUGAAGCCCAGCAAGCGUUACAGCCUGUGCAGCAGAACAUACGUGAGCUCCAAAGAAAGAUUCGUAUGAGUUCUCCUUGGUGGCUGAAUGUGAUACAUAGAGCAUUGGAAUUUGCUAUUGAUGAGGAACUUGUUCAGCGAGUGAGAAACGAAUUAACUAGCAACUACAAGCAGCAAACUGACAAGCUUUCCAUGUCAGAGAAGUUCCGCGACUGCAGAGGUCUUCAGUUCUUACUUACCACGCAAAUGGAAGAGCUGCAUAAAUUCCAGAAGCUGGUAAGAGACGCCGUGAGAAACCUGGAGGGGCCUCCGUCUCGGAGCGUUAUUGAAUCUGCGACAAUCUGCCAUCUCCGACCCGUUAGACUCCCCCUCAACUGCUGCGUCUUUUGCAAAGCUGAUGAGUUGUUUACAGAAUAUGAAUCAAAACUGUUUUCUAACACAGUCAAAGGUCAGACAGCAAUAUUUGAGGAGAUGAUAGAAGAUGAAGAAGGACUGGUAGAUGAUCGAGCACCUACCACCACCCGUGGUCUGUGGGCAACAAGCGAGACAGAGCGAUCUAUGAAAGCAAUCCUGUCAUUUGCAAAAUCACAUAGAUUUGAUAUUGAAUUCAUUGAUGAAGGAAGUAUUGCAAUGGACCUGUUUGAAGCAUGGAAGAAGGAGUACAAGUUGCUUCAUGAAUAUUGGAUGGCUCUUAGAAACCGCGUGUCUGCUGUUGAUGAACUCGCCAUGGCCACAGAACGACUGCGAGUGCGUGAUCCGAGGGAGCCAAAGCCCAGUCCGCCUGUUCACCAUAUCAUUGAGCCGCAGGAGGUAGAACAAAAUCGUAUGAAACUACUAAAUGAUAAAGCCAUUGCUACGUCACAGCUUCAGAAAAAACUGGGCCAGCUUCUUUAUCUGACUAACUUGGAGAAGUCUCAAGACAGAACAUCGGGAGGCAUUAAUCCAGAGCCUUGUCCCAUCUGCGCCCGACAGCUGGGGAAGCAGUGGGCAGUACUGACGUGUGGACACUGUUUCUGUAAUGAAUGUGUUUCUAUCAUCAUCGAGCAGUACAGCGUGGGGUCUCACCGCAGCGCCAUCAGGUGUGCCAUCUGCCGCCAGACCACUUCCCACAAGGAAAUCUCGUACGUCUUCACCUCGGAGAAAGCCAGCCAGGAGGAAGACAUCCCCGUCAAGGGUAGCCAUUCUACAAAGGUGGAAGCUGUGGUGAGAACUCUGAUGAAAAUACAGCUUAGGGAUCCAGGGGCCAAAGCGCUGGUCUUCUCCACGUGGCAAGAUGUAUUAGAUAUUAUUUCUAAAGCCCUCACUGACAAUAACAUGGAAUUUGCACAGAUCGGUCGUGUUAAAACAUUUCAGGAGAACCUUUCAGCAUUUAAACGUGAUCCCCAAAUCAAUAUUUUGCUGCUGCCCCUGCACACAGGCUCUAAUGGAUUAACCAUCAUUGAAGCCACGCAUGUUCUCUUGGUGGAGCCCAUACUGAACCCUGCCCACGAGCUUCAGGCCAUAGGGCGGGUGCACCGAAUUGGACAGACAAAGCCUACUAUUGUACACAGAUUCUUAAUUAAAGCCACAAUUGAAGAAAGAAUGCAGGCGAUGCUGAAAACUGCUGAGCGGAGUCACACAAACUCGGCCGGGAAGAACUCGGAGGCCUCGGUCCUGACUGUCGCCGACCUCGCAGACCUGUUCACCAAAGAGACGGAAGAGCAUGAGUGAUCCGCUCGGAUUCAUCGUCAGAGCUCCACGUGCUGCUGCGCUUCCGGGGCUGCAGAGCCCAGUGACGUAAGCAGGUGCGACAUGGGUCCGCAGACACUCCUGUGUGUGUGUGUCUGUGUUGGCCGAGCACUGGUCAGGCACCAAUGGAGUCCUUCUCAAAUACUGUCUCAGAGGGCUGUAAAGAUUUAUUUUACAUUCCUAAUAAAUUUUAUUUUUGCCCCAGAGAGUUCUAUAUCUGAUAAAACCAGGGAAUUCAGAGAUUUCCUUUUGAUAAAAUCAGUGAUAAAGAGUUUGAAAAGAGGAAAUGGGAAGUGAGUCUAGUUUUAUAUGACUUAUUAUAUUCCACCAACAUCUCCCAGUAGCCUUCAGUUUCUCUACCAGUAUCUUGUUGGUGAUAGUUAAAGUAAUUGAUGAAAUUAAAAUCUAGUUAUCUGAAUGCAUUUAGGCUAUUAUUUGAUGCAUAGCAACUUUACAGUAGUGUAACUCAUUGAUAAGUUAAUGGUAGGCAGUUUUUUUUCUUUCCAUCUUGCUACUAAAAUCCAGCACUGAAAAUCUUUCAUAUUUCUAUUCUCUGUUCAGUGGUGUGAAUGUAAGCAGUUAACUGUAGCAUCUCAGUUAUUGCCAUUUACCUUGACAUUCUCUAACCUCUUUCUCUUACAUUUUUAUAUAAAGAUUGAAUACACUCUGUAAAUACAGUCAUUUUAUGAUUUUUAGUUGUAUCAUAAACAUGGAAAUGUUGCAAGAUUUCUUUCUAUUAUUAUUCUCGUAAGUUCUUGGAUUAUUUUCCCGUGUUCUUCUGUAACUAGAUCUCCUAGCAGUUGAUGUGUACACUGGCCACAGUUUGCGGUUUUGCCACUUUUCCCUUCAUGCUAAUGUUUUGUUGAGAACCAUGUUCUUGUAAGCAAAUAACUGCAAGUGAUAAAACCGGAUGUUUCCUCUUCUGUGAAGAAGUGAGGGACUUUGCAGUCACUGGCCAAGGUGUAGCGCGCAGUGUCCUGGCCAUGUGCUGCACCACAAACGCUCCUGUUUCCCCUUUGAGCCUUCAGAUUUUCUAAUGACCCUCAGGACUCGUUAGCUCCUCCCUGGCUCCCAGGUAACUGUAAUAGAAACAUCCCCCUGGAUCUCGUGCUUCCAAGAGGCUCUUUGGUGCUUAGCUAAGGUGCAUUUUAUUACCCCAGGUUUGUAAAAUGACACAAUUCUACUGAGGAAAACAUACACACAUUUUUGGUGCUUAAUCUUCACUUGAAGGAAGAUACGCAUCAAUUCUUUUAAAUGAAAUUAAAAUUAUUUUUGUAGCUCUCUACAUAUUCUGAAGAGAGUUCCUGUGUAUUUGUGUGUUUAAUGAUCGCAGCAGUCUAAUGAAAGUGACUUAACACUCCUGCUUUGAGGAUAGACAGCUCAGGUUCAGAAGGAUUAACUCUCUCUGACAUGUAGCAAAUAAUCCGUGGAGUCUGCGCUUCCUGACUCCGAAUCUCAUGUUCUUCCACUGAAAACUGCAUCCUGCUGAAAGCCAGAACGGCCGUGGUUCUAAUGUAGAAAUGAGGCUCGGUGUUGCUUGUUGCUUGUCUCAUAGGAUUUCCUUUUGCACUAUGUUUUAGGGAAAAUGAUUUGAUAUGCUUCAAUUUUGCUAAAAAAAAUUAUAUGUGUGUGUAUAUAUAUAUAUAUAUAUAUCUCCUUAUCAGUCUUCCAGAAAACCUGUUAUUUAUGUCUGUAAAUUAUCUUCAGUGAAAUAAAUAUUUUAGUGCAAAUUAAAAUUGUGGAUUUAAUCUCUGA